AUGCCUGGAAGACUCCUAAACUGGCCUGCGUGGCGAGAGUACGAGAAUAUACCCGACAAAAUCGCCUUUGAGGAAGACUUUGCCAACGCCAAAGCCGCCGUCAUCGCCGAGUAUGGCAAGGAAGCGCUCACCAAGAGCUGGCUCAAGGUCUGCAAAGAGCUCGAGACCGUCACAAACCAAUUAGCCAGCCAAGGCAGCGCCGCCGUCCCCGUGUAUGAGUACAGCGAAAUUGGCAACAAGGGGUUCAGCGAAGAACAAAAGGAGCAGAUCAAGGCACGGGGUUGCUGCAUUGUGCGCAAUACCAUACUCGAGGAUAAGGCCAAGUCGCUCUUUCAGGAUCUCAAGAACUUCGUGACGGAAAACAAAGGGGCCAUCAAUGGCUGGCCAGUUGAGUCCCCUGCUAUACUACGGCUUUUCAACUCACCUGCGCAAAUCAAGAUCCGCACCGACCCGCGCCACAUUACUCUACAACGCCAGCUCAACGCGCUCUUCCAUGAUGCCUCGGGUGAGACAAGCCCCGAGCCGUUGAGUUACACUGACGCAACGAGAAUUCGGCCCCCCGGACAGACCUUUCUUGGCCUCGGUCCGCACAUUGACGCGGGCAGCCUGUGCCGCUGGGCGCAUCCUCAGUACCGCAAGGUAUACGACCGCAUCUUCUCAGGAGAGCCGGAGGAUCACGACGCAUACGACCUCGAUGUGCGAAAAGAUGCGGACCAAUACAUGUUUCCUGCAGGAGCACACUCGGCCGUGUUCCGCGCGUUCCAGGGUGGACAGCCUUGA
Messenger RNA from Colletotrichum spaethianum, 780 nucleotides. RefSeq lists its product as uncharacterized. NCBI's taxonomy places the organism in Eukaryota, Fungi, Ascomycota, Sordariomycetes, Glomerellales, Glomerellaceae. The transcript has a single exon. The record is from RefSeq and is a predicted model, not a curated record. The coding region runs from base 1 to 780 and encodes 259 amino acids.